This is a messenger RNA of Carassius auratus (goldfish), 1528 nucleotides long. Its product is annotated as nuclear factor 7, ovary. The transcript has 6 exons. Gene Ontology annotation, molecular function: protein binding; zinc ion binding. The coding region runs from base 152 to 1513 and encodes 453 amino acids. The record is from RefSeq and is a predicted model, not a curated record. NCBI's taxonomy places the organism in Eukaryota, Metazoa, Chordata, Actinopteri, Cypriniformes, Cyprinidae.
CAAAAAAGAUUCAGUGAUCAAUGAAGAACAAUGAUAAAAACUUUAAGGAUCUUGUAGAAGUUUGACUCUAAACAGACAACAGAACUUUGUGAUUAUUGUGUUUGUUUUAUUUUUUCUUAAAGUUUCAAUUGCUGGAGCUCAAACAGUGAAAAUGGAUUCACUAACUGUAGAGGAACUUUCUUGCCCUGUGUGUCUUGAAAUCUUUAAGGAUCCUCUUCAAUUAUCAUGCAAUCACAAUGUCUGUAAAGAGUGUCUGCAACAGCUGUGGAGAACCAAGGAAACUCGGGAGUGUCCUGUCUGCGGGGGAACAUCCUCAAAAAAUCCUUCCUGUAAUCUUGUGUUAAAAAACUUGUGCAAGUCAUUCCUGAAGGAGAGAAAUAAGAGGUGUUUAGCAGGAUCUGAAGAGAUCUGCAGUUUACAUGGUAAGAAACUCAAACUCGUCUGUCUGGAGGACAAACAGCCUGUGUGUUCAGUGUGCAGAAAUACACAGAAAUAUGCCAAUCAAACGUUCAGACCCAUCAGUGAAGUUGUUCCAUCAUGUAAGGAGGAGCUCAAUGCAGCACUGAAGUCCUUACAAGAGAAACUUAAACAGAAAGAAAACCUUAAAAGAGAGUUUGAGAAAACAGUUCAACAUAUCAGGUCUCAAGCGGAAUACACAGAGCAUCAGAUUAAAGAGCAGUUUAAGAAGCUUCGUCAGUUUCUUAGAGAUGAAGAAACAUCUACAAUUAUUGCACUGAGGGAGGAAGAGGACCAGAAGAAGCAGAACAUGAAAGAAAAGCUGGAUGACAUGAACAGACAAAUCUCAGCUCUUUCACACACUAUCAGAGAUUUGGAGGAGACAAUGAAGACUAAUGACGUCUGCUUUCUAAAGAAGUUUCCAGUCACGAUGGAAAGAGUCCAGAUCUCACAGCCAGAUCCACAGAUGCCUUCUGGAGUUUUAAUUGAUCUGCCCCGUUACUUGGGCAACCUGCCAUACAGAGUCUGGAAGAAAAUGCUGAACUCUGUCCAAAAGACUCCAGUGACUCUGGAUCCAAACACGGCUCAUCCACAUCUCAUCCUGUCUAAUGAUCUGACGCGUGUCAGAUACAUUUGGGACGAACAACAGCUCCCUGAUAAUCAAGAGAGAUUUGAUAUCUGUGAGUGUGUUCUGGGUUCAGAGGGUUUUAACUCAGGAAUGCACUUCUGGGAAGUGGAGGUUGAAGAGAGUGAAUGCUGGAGUCUUGGAGUAACUACAGCAUUAAACCAAAGGAAAGGACGUGAUUUCUGUAACUCGAAUGUCUGGUGUGUGCAGUAUGAUCCAUACAAACUGCUUGGGCCUGGUUUUCCUGUUAAACAGGAGCUUAAGUGUGUGAGAGUUGAUCUGGACUAUGACAGAGGAACAGUAUCAUUCUCUGAUCCUGUAACUUACACACAUAUACACACAUUCACAACCACCUUCCCUGACGUCAUCUUUCCAUUUUUCUGUAAUCUUGAUGAAGUUAAGUGUCUGAGGAUUUUACCAGUUAAACUGUAAAAACAAUCACUGAAU